UCUAUCGAUUACCCUGCCCCCCGGCUCGCUCACCGCUGAUAUUGCCGCUGAUUCAAAAUAAAAGUACCUAUAAAAAAAAACACAACACAAAAUCAUAUUACACCAAAACGUUGUCCAAAUAUUAUAAUGAAACCUAUAGAUUUAUCGAUAUUUGUUUUAUUUAUAAUUAUCCAAAACUUUGGUUUUAUUUCUACGAGCGAUGGGGACCGGUCGCCGUUUUACCAGAAAUGUUUGAAAAGUUGUAAAAGUGCUAAUUGUACGAAAGAUGGCUCAUCCUUGUCACCAAAAGCGUUAAAAUUGCAAGAUUUAGGAAGCCGCCUGUUAAGAUGGGGCUGUCAGGCUGAGUGUCAAUAUCAGUGCAUGUGGAAGACCGUGGAGGGCUUUCAGGAAAGAGGCUAUGAGACGCCCAAGUUUCAUGGAAAGUGGCCAUUUGUUCGUGUGUUCGGAGUGCAGGAGCCGGCCUCAGCAUUCGCAUCGCUGCUGAACCUGGCUACUCACGUGUACAUGUACAGGGAGAUCGCUUCGCAGUUCAACGUCAAAACAAUGCCAGUGGUUAUUUUUUGGAAUGCAUUUAUUGCGGUCUGCGUACACGCUUGGGCCUGGUCAACAAUAUUCCACACCCGAGACACUCCGUUUACAGAGUUCAUGGACUAUGCCUGCGCCUUGUCUAUGGUGCUAGCACUUUUUGUGGCGGCCAUAUUAAGAGUGUUUCACAGAAGCAAGAGGCUGACAAUCUCGGUGCUAUCUCUGCCGCUGCUCUAUUACAUUGAGCACGUCAGGUACCUGUACUCCGGGAGUGUUGACUAUGACUACAACAUGAAAGUCAAUAUAUUCUUUGGUGUGAUUGGCUCACUAAUCUGGCUGGUAUGGUCCAUCAUCCAGUACCUGGGUGGAAGGAAAUAUACGUGGCGUAUGAUCGCCUUCACGCUACUGUCGGGGGCGGCCUUGACUUUGGAGUUGUUUGAUUUCCCGCCGAAAUACUACGCGUGGGACGCGCAUGCGCUGUGGCAUCUUAGCACCGCGCCUCUACCACUGCUAUUUUAUGGGUUCGUGAUGGACGACCUCCGCUUCCACUCCGGCUUUAAGCUGUCCUAGUUAGGUAACUAAUUCUAGUCGUCGUGUUGUGUACCAAUAUGUACCUUAAUCUACAAUUUUAUAAUGCAUUUAAUAUUAUUAAGAAAUAAUAAAUGAACAUAUGAAAAUU
This is a messenger RNA of Plodia interpunctella (Indianmeal moth), 1204 nucleotides long. RefSeq names its product Post-GPI attachment to proteins 3 (gene PGAP3). Gene Ontology annotation, cellular component: endoplasmic reticulum membrane. The transcript is spliced from 7 exons. Gene Ontology annotation, molecular function: hydrolase activity, acting on ester bonds. Gene Ontology annotation, biological process: GPI anchor biosynthetic process. The record is from RefSeq and is a predicted model, not a curated record. Lineage: Eukaryota; Metazoa; Arthropoda; Insecta; Lepidoptera; Pyralidae. Bases 127 to 1095 code for a protein of 322 amino acids.